CACUUCAUUUCACUUUUAACUGCCCUUCUGCCUACACAUUGAUGCGCCCCUCCUCUAUACCUCGCUUGCCCGAAGAACCCUCACCACUUCAAUGUAUAAUGGAUCUCCUCAACUUUUCCUUUCACUUUUCUAACCAUACUUCUUUUUCAAUCUUAUGCAUUUGAGAGAGAGAGAGAGAGAAGAGAGAGAGAGAGAGAGAGAGAGAGAGAGAGAGAGAGAGAGAGGGUCAUAGAAGAAAAAUCUGAUAAUGGCUUCGAAUAAAACACCAUUAUUGGAGAAUGGUAAGGGCGGCAGUGGAGAAGAGAAGAAGAAAGGAUGGGAGAAGGUGGUGGACUUCGAGGAAGCGAAGAUGCAGAUUUGCUUCUCCGUCCCAAUGAUCCUGACAAGCGUUUCAUACUAUUGCAUCACCUUGAUCUCUGUCAUGUUUGCUGGCCACCUUGGCGACCUUGAGCUCGCAGCUUCCACCCUGGCUAACUCUUGGGUAAUGGGCACCGGUCUCGCUCUCAUGACUGGUCUAAGUGGAGCACUUGAGACACUCUGUGGACAAGGGUAUGGUGCAAAGUUAUACAGAAUGAUGGGAAUUUAUCUACAAUCUUCAAUCAUAAUAGCUUUCUUCUUCUCUUUGAUCGUAUCUGUUUUAUGGUUCUAUUCAGAACCCAUUCUGAUUUUGCUUCAUCAAGAACCUCCAGUAUCAAAAAUGGCUGCCCUAUACAUGAAGCAUUUGAUCCCAGGGUUGUUUGCUUAUGGCUUCCUACAAUGCAUCCUCAGGUUUCUCCAGACACAGACUGUCAUAAUACCACUAGUUGUGUGCUCAGUGGUUCCCUUAGUCGUCCAUGUUGGCAUCACUUAUACAAUGAUUUCCCACACACCUCUGGGAUUCAGGGCAGCACCAUUGGCAGCUUCCAUAUCACUAUGGAUAUCAUUUCUCAUGUUGGCCCUCUAUGUCAACUAUGCCGAUAAAUUCAAGCAUACAUGGGAAGGGUUUUCGAUGGAAUGCUUUCGUUAUGUACUUCCAAGUUUGAAGUUAGCAAUUCCUUCUGCUGUUAUGGUGUGCUUGGAGUACUGGGCUUUUGAAUAUUUGGUGUUAAUAGCAGGAUUGAUGCCUACUUCAGAAAGAAGCACAUCACUGAUAGCAAUGUGCGUAAAUACUGAAGCUGUCACAUAUAUGAUAACUUAUGGUUUCAGUGCUGCAGUUAGCACACGAGUGUCAAAUGAAUUGGGCGCUGGUAAUGCAAAUCGUGCGAAGAAUGCUAUCGCAGUGACCCUCAAGCUCUCUAUUUUUCUGGCUCUUACAGUAAUUCUAGCCUUAGCAUUUGGUCACAAUAUCUGGGCAAGCUCCUUCACCAAUAGUCCUAUAAUAAAGAGAGAAUUUGCUUCCAUGACCCCAUUGCUUGCAAUCUCCAUAUUAUUUGAUUCAGCUCAGGGCAUUUUAUCAGGGGUGUCCAGAGGAUGUGGCUGGCAGCACUUAGCAGCAUGGACUAACUUGGCAGCUUUCUAUGGUAUUGGCAUGCCUAUAGCGGUUCUCCUCGGUUUUAAGAUGGGAUUAUAUGCUAAGGGAUUGUGGAUUGGUCUGAUCUGUGGACUCUCCUGCCAAGCAUGUACCCUAUUAGUUAUUACGGUACGCACGAAAUGGGAAAAAAUUAACCUCUCUAUCGAGAAUGGUAAAGCCCAAUCAGUGCUGGUCUAAACUGAUCAUGUUUGAUGUAACUAACUAUAUGGGUGUUAAAAGAAGAAUGCCUCAAAACAGUACAAGCUUGGUUGUAGCACUAGGUCAAACAAGAUAUGCCUUAGGAUACAGAAGCCUGAGCCUGAGAAGUUAUAGCUAGCUUAAUUUUCCUAA
Molecule: messenger RNA, 1840 nt
Organism: Macadamia integrifolia
Lineage: Eukaryota; Viridiplantae; Streptophyta; Magnoliopsida; Proteales; Proteaceae
Product: protein DETOXIFICATION 19-like
Exons: 7
Coding region: 248-1687 (479 amino acids)
Biological process (GO): xenobiotic detoxification by transmembrane export across the plasma membrane
Cellular component (GO): membrane
Molecular function (GO): xenobiotic transmembrane transporter activity; antiporter activity
Source: RefSeq, a predicted model, not a curated record